Kluyveromyces lactis is the source of this 2700-nucleotide messenger RNA. It is a transcript of the gene HSP104, whose product is annotated as chaperone ATPase HSP104. Gene Ontology annotation, cellular component: cytoplasm; cytosol. Gene Ontology annotation, biological process: cellular response to heat. The transcript has a single exon. Gene Ontology annotation, molecular function: ATP hydrolysis activity; ATP binding. The record is from RefSeq and is a predicted model, not a curated record. Lineage: Eukaryota; Fungi; Ascomycota; Saccharomycetes; Saccharomycetales; Saccharomycetaceae. The coding region runs from base 1 to 2700 and encodes 899 amino acids.
AUGAACGACGAAACACAAUUUACAAAUAAGGCCAACGAAAUUAUCCGUUUGGCCCAGAAAUUGGCUCAGGAUCACAGACAUGCUCAGUUACAACCAAUUCACUUACUUGCUGCAUUUGUUGAGCCAAACGAGGAUGGUUCUGUUGGAUUCUUACAAAACUUGGUGGAAUUAGCGAAAUAUGAUUAUGAACCUUUGAAAAGGGCCAUCAACAGAAACCUAGUCAGGACUCCAUCUCAGACGCCCGCACCAUUAGAAAUUCAGCCAAGUUAUGCUUUCGGGCAGGUCUUGAAAGAUACUUCAGAAAUUAGGAAACAGCAAAAAGAUUCAUUCGUCGGUCAAGAUCAUAUAUUGACUGCUUUGUUCAAAGAUGCAACAACUCAAAGCAUUUUUAAGGAGUGUUCCAUUGACAUAGAAUCUGUGAAGCAGCAGAUGCUCGAAUUGAGAGGCAAUCAACGAAUUGAUUCAAGAGACGCUGAUACAAAUGAAAAAUGGGAAUAUUUGAAGAAGUAUGCGAUCGAUAUGACUGAACAGGCUAGAGCAGGUAAGUUGGAUCCUGUUAUCGGUAGAGAAGAAGAAAUUAGAACUGCCAUCACUGUUCUUGCUAGAAGAAUCAAGUCAAAUCCAUGUUUGAUCGGUGAGCCAGGUAUUGGUAAGACUGCCAUUGUAGAAGGUGUUGCUCAAAGAAUUAUCGACGAUGAUGUUCCACAAAUUCUACAGGGUUGCAAAUUAUUUUCUUUGGAUCUUGCUGCAUUGACGGCUGGUGCCAAAUAUAAAGGUGAUUUCGAGGAAAGAUUAAAAGGUGUCUUGAAAGAAAUCGAGGAAUCAAAGACUUUAAUUAUAUUAUUCAUCGAUGAGAUUCAUAUGUUGAUGGGCCAAGGUGUAGAUGAUUCUGCCAAUGCUGCUAAUAUUUUGAAACCAGCCUUAUCUCGUGGUGGCUUGAAGGUAAUUGGUGCCACUACCACUAACGAAUAUAGAUCUUUGGUCGAGAAGGAUGGUGCUUUCGAAAGAAGAUUCCAGAAGAUUGAUGUCCCUGAACCAACGACAAGGCAAACGGUAGCUAUUUUGAGAGGUUUACAGCCAAAGUAUGAAAUACAUCAUGGUGUUAGAAUUCUAGAUAGUGCCCUAGUGUCUGCAGCUCAACUAGCUAAGAGGUACUUGCCAUACAGAAGAUUACCUGAUUCUGCUAUUGACUUGGUUGAUAUUUCAUGUGCCGGUGUCGCUGUUGCUCGUGAUUCUAAGCCCGAAGAAUUAGACAAUAAAGAGCGCGAAUUGCAUUUACUACAGGUUGAAAUCAAGGCAUUAGAAAGAGAUGAAGAAACGGAUCCAACGACAAAAGAAAGGCUACAACAAGCCAGACAAAAGGAAGCUUCAUUAAUUGAGGAAUUGGAACCAAUGAGACAGCGUUACCAACAGGAAGUGGAUUCUCAUGAACAACUAAGACAAGCCAAAAAGAAGCUCGAUGAAUUGGAAAACAAAUGCAUGGAUGCCGAACGUCGUUACGAUAAUGCUACCGCAGCUGAUUUGAAAUACUUUGCUAUUCCGGAUAUCAAGAAACGUAUUGAGGAAUUGGAACAAAAAGUUGCUGAAGAAGAAUCCAGGGAAGGUUCUGAAACAAUGGUGAAGAACGUGGUUAACAGCGAGGUUAUUGCCGAGACUGCCGCUAGAAUGACCGGUAUUCCAGUGAAUAAACUAACUGAAUCUGAAAACACAAAGUUGAUCCAUAUGGAACGUGAGUUAUCGCAACAAGUUGUGGGUCAAAUGGAGGCUGUGAAAGCCGUUUCUAACGCUGUCAGACUUUCUAGAUCUGGUUUGUCUAACCCUAAUCAACCGGCAUCUUUCUUAUUCCUAGGUUUAUCUGGUUCCGGUAAGACUGAAUUAGCUAAGAAAGUCGCAUCCUUCUUGUUUAAUGAUGAAAAAGCUAUGGUCAGAAUCGAUUGUUCAGAAUUGAUGGAGAAACAUUCAGUUUCGAAAUUAUUAGGUACUACUGCCGGUUACAUUGGUUACCAAGAAGGUGGUUUCUUAACUAAUCAAUUACAGAGAAGACCAUACAGUGUGUUGUUAUUUGAUGAAGUCGAAAAGGCCCACCCUGAUGUCUUGACCGUUCUUUUGCAAAUGUUAGAUGACGGCAGAAUCACUAGUGGUCAAGGUAAGACAAUUGACUGUUCGAACUGUAUUGUAAUUAUGACUUCUAAUUUGGGUGCCCAAUUUAUCAAUGCUCAGACUGGAUCAAAGGUUACUGAGGGUUCCAAAGAGUUGGUGAUGAGUGCCGUUAAAGCACAUUUCAGACCAGAAUUCUUGAAUAGAAUCUCAAGUAUCGUGGUAUUCAACAAGCUUUCUCACAAGGCCAUUCACAAAAUUGUUGAUAUCAGAAUCAAAGACUUGGAGAAGCAAUUUGCGGAUAAUGAUAAGAAUUACAAGAUCAACGUUUCACCACCAGCUCGGGAUUUCUUGACCAAGAAUGGUUACUCGGAGGAUAUGGGUGCUAGGCCAUUGAACAGAUUAAUUCAAACCGAGAUUUUGAACCCAAUGGCAAUCCAUAUCUUGAAGGGUGAGAUCAAAGACAAAGAAAUUGUCAAUGUAGAAGUGGGUGCCGAUGGAUCUCAUUUAGAAGUUUUACCAAAUCACCCAGCUUCAUCAGAAAUUGGUGAUGAAGACAUGGAUUUGGACUUGGACGACGAUGACGACUUAGACCUAGACUGA